CGAGUAAAAAUCAUAUUACCAGUCCAAAUCACGGUAUAUUAUCCUCAAUUCAAUCCGAAAUUAAUCCACUUCCUAAUCAGAUUCCGUAACAGAUCAUCUUUCCUUCUCUAUACUACUAUAAAUGGGCAACCCCAAACACACUGCAUUUCUCAUCCCUCACUCAUUGUGCUUGAUAUAGUAGAAGUGUAGUACUAUCACUUUCCUCUCGAUCUGGGUUUUUGGUUUCAGCAUUGGAUAGAAUUUUGUAGAGAUGGAUAUUGAUCUUUCACCAAAGUUGGCCAAGAAGGUUUAUGGAGGAGAUGGAGGUUCUUACUUUGCUUGGUGCCCGAAGGAGCUUCCCAUGCUCUCUGAAGGUAACAUCGGCGCUUCAAAGCUCGCCCUCGAGAAGAACGGCUUUGCUCUCCCCAACUAUUGUGAUUCUGCCAGAGUUGCUUAUAUUCUUCAAGGAUGUGGUGCUGUUGGAAUUGUCCUCCCGGAGAAGGAAGAAAAGGUUCUUCCAGUAAAGAAGGGUGAUGCCAUUGCCCUACCUUUUGGAGUGAUCACAUGGUGGCACAACAAGGAGGAUGCCGAGUUUGUAGUUCUUUUCUUGGGUGAUACCAAAACAGCACACAAAAGGGGAGAGUUCACCACCUUUUAUCUCACUGGUUCUAAUGGCAUUUUCACUGGUUUCUCAACUGAAUUUGUCAGCCGAGCAUGGGAUUUGGAGGAAAGUGUUGUGAAGACUCUUGUUGGCAAGCAAACCGGCAAGGGCAUUGUUAAGUUAUCAGGAGCAAAUAUGCCUGAGCCAAAGAAGGAACAUAGAGAUGGAAUGACAUUGAAUUGCGAAGAGGCUCCUCUAGAUGUUGAUAUCAAGGGUGGCGGAAGAGUUGUGGUCUUGAAUACUAAGAACCUUCCUUUGGUCGGAGAGGUUGGGCUUGGUGCUGAUCUUGUUAGGUUGGACGGAAGUGCCAUGUGCUCUCCUGGUUUUUCUUGUGACUCUGCAUUACAGGUUACUUACAUUGUUAGGGGCAGUGGCCGCGCCCAAGUUGUUGGUGUUGAUGGGAAGAGGGUCUUGGAAACAACCGUAAAAGCUGGCAACUUGUUCAUCGUUCCUAGAUUCUUCAUUGUUUCUAAAAUUGCUGAUCCAGAAGGCUUGGAAUGGUUCUCCAUCAUCACCACUCCCAAUCCGAUUUUCACCCACAUGGCUGGAAGUAUUGGUUGCUGGAAAGGUUUAUCUCCUAAGGUGCUUGAGUCUUCUUUCAAUGUGGAUUCAGAGACUGAGCAACUAUUCCGUUCAAAGAGGACUUCGGAUGCAAUAUUCUUCCCUCCACCGAAGUGAUCAAAUUUGCUUACCCCUGCUAGUUUUUUGGCGGAAUAAAGGCUUUCUGAUGGAGAUGUUAUCCUAUGAUGGUUUGCAUUUGGAUUUGUCAUAAACAUUAGUAUUAGUAACUCCUUUAUACUAGCCACAUUGCGUAUCUCUACUACUAUAAAAUGGGCAUUUGUGUUGCA
Argentina anserina (silverweed cinquefoil) is the source of this 1488-nucleotide messenger RNA. RefSeq names its product 11S globulin seed storage protein 2-like. The transcript is spliced from 3 exons. The record is from RefSeq and is a predicted model, not a curated record. Gene Ontology annotation, molecular function: nutrient reservoir activity. The coding region runs from base 251 to 1318 and encodes 355 amino acids. Lineage: Eukaryota; Viridiplantae; Streptophyta; Magnoliopsida; Rosales; Rosaceae.